AUGGACACCUUAGCAUAUAAUACCCCGUGUAAAGUCCGGCAGUGUUCUCAGUGUCAGGGUGACACAGAAUUCUACUGUAACAAGUGUAAACAUGACCUGUGUCUACAGUGUAAAGAGAAACAUGUUAUAGAUCUUGAUUCCAUAUACCAUGAUGUUGUGCUUUACCGUGAAAAAUAUGACCAUAUUAUAAAACAAAAGAAUUGUGAGAGACACCCAGACAUGUUGUAUCAAAAGUACUGUUAUUCCUGUAAACUUCCUAUCUGUUUCCAAUGUACAGAACACAGAAAACACAAUAUACUUGACAUUAGAAUGGCAUACAAAACAAACCGACAACACCACAGAGAAAUCGUUCACAACAUCAGAUGUGAGACUCUCUGUAACAACAGUUGUGUUCUGGCAGGAAUCAGAUCUGAUAUAAAAACUUAUCACCCAGAAAUCCCCAACAAUCAGUCAAAGAUGUUAAUAAAAGCCCAGGAACUAAGGAACCUCAUAGACACUGUAAUGUGUAAUGUCAAAAUCAGACACAAAAGAUUUAUUCAAAGUUUACAAAAAAAUAGAAAACAUCUUUUUAACAUAGAAAACUUUGAACACAGAUCUGAACAGUUAGCAAACAGACCGCUAGAAUUCAUCAUGUUACUAAAGAGAACUCGUGUACAGAGGUUAAAGGACACCCCUAGUUUCACACAAUUCGCUCUGGUCUGCCUGAAUGAGGAAAUCAAACGGGAGGAUGUGACUGAUUUACUGGGUGAAAUCCAAAUCAUAGAGACAGAAAAAAGACAAACAAGGUCUGGAUCAGUGAUGGUAAAAAUCUGA
Molecule: messenger RNA, 813 nt
Organism: Saccostrea cuccullata (small rock oyster)
Lineage: Eukaryota; Metazoa; Mollusca; Bivalvia; Ostreida; Ostreidae
Exons: 2
Coding region: 1-813 (270 amino acids)
Molecular function (GO): zinc ion binding
Source: RefSeq, a predicted model, not a curated record